Molecule: messenger RNA, 1622 nt
Organism: Balearica regulorum gibbericeps (East African grey crowned-crane)
Lineage: Eukaryota; Metazoa; Chordata; Aves; Gruiformes; Gruidae
Source: RefSeq, a predicted model, not a curated record
GUCUUCUUGAGCUCUCCUUGGGAAAAUUCAGAAAUGUGCUACUUAACCAGACCAAUCCAGUGGAAGCUGUAAUCAGGAACAUUGCCAGCAAUGUGACUGUUAUUAUUUUUCAAGUACAUGCCCAGCAAAGUGAUGUGGUGAUAUCCUUUGAUAAGAAUCCAUCUGUGAACAGCUCAGGAACUGGAGUAGACAAAGGACUGGUUUCCAUCCUUCGGCCUCAACAGACCAUAUGUACAUGGUACCUUUGGUCACUGGAUGCUAGCCAGGUGCUUAGCACAGCUAUCUCUAUUCCCUAUAUGGAGAAAGAUCCUAUUCCUGGAGGCUGCAAUCUAGAAUUUGACUUGGAAGUGGAUCCGAAUAUUUACCUAGACUAUACAGUGGUGGAUAUACAUAUCAAAUUUGCCCCUGCAAACUUGGGAUAUGCCAGAGGAGCAAACCCACCACCCUGCGAUUCAGGGACUGGUCAGAACUCCAGAUGGCGGCUGCAUUAUGAUGUCUACCAGUACUUCUUACCAGAGAAUGAACUUUCUGAGAUGGUACUCAUGAGCCACAUACGGAAGAUGUCUGAGGUGCAAAGUAUCAAAGCUAAUGGCAUUAAAAUGCUUACACUAACAGCUGAUGACAAGACCAAUGUCUACUUUUCCUCACUUCCUGGACAAGGUGUGAUCUACAAUGUCAUAGUAUGGGAUCCUCUUUGGAAUACAUCUGCUGCAUACAUACCUGUGCAUACAUAUGCCUGCAGCUUUGCUGACCUAGUGGAUAACUGCUCUUCUCUUAGCAAACUCUCUACCAAAGUAUUCUUCACUGCUCUUGCUGUUCUUGGUCUUUUCACUUGCUUUUUUGGACACAGAUUCUGGAAAACAGACUUAUUCUUCAUGGGCUUCAUAUUCACAGGAUUCUUCUUCUUUGUGUUCAUUACAAGGGUAACCGGCCUUGGUUAUGAUGUGCGUCUUAUUUUGACAGCAGUAGCUGGAACUAUUGGAGGGCUUUUCCUGGUUGCAAGCUGGUGGAGAUUUGGCUCUGUCCUACUCUGUGUGUUUAUUAUUGGACUUGUGCUGGGAUUUCUCUUUUCAUCGAUGGUCUUCUUUACUCCACUAGGAGACUACAGGGUCUUCCGUGACGAUGUUGUGUUCUGGGUGACCUUUUCUUCUGUAGCCUUGAUGAUUCCAGUGCUUUUUGUUGGCUGCCCAAGAAUUCUAAACAUACUGGCCUCUGGAAUAGUAGGCUCUUAUGCAGUGAUCCUAGCUAUUGCUUGCUAUGUCUACACAAGUCUUGCUUACAUCACCUUAGACCUACUCAGAAGGGUCCUCAAUGAUUACUUCAGCAGAGCUUACACCAAUGUGCCUUUUCAAAGAAAUGACUUCAUUAUCCUGUCAGUGUGGAUAAUGCUGGCCCUCAGUGGAGUUACUGUGCAGCUUCGCCGAGAGAGAAGUGAAGUGCCCUUCCCACCACACCCCUAUCUCACCUGGAAGCGGGAAAGGGAGCGCAGAAGCACAAAUGUUUUAGACCCUAGCCAUCAUAUCCCUCCCCUAAGAGACAGGAUCCAUAACAAGCUACUGCAUAUCAAAGAACUUUUUCAGAAGGAGCAGCCGGCUGGGGAAAGAACUCCGUUGCUUCUGUAA